AUGGAGGAUCUGGGGUUCUCAGCGGCGGGCCUAGCGACGGUGCAUGCUAUACGUCCUCACCUACGUUGCUGGGUCAAAAGACGGCACGGGGUGCUAUCCUUUAGACUGAUACAGGUACUUACCGGGCACGGAUGCUUCGGUGAAUACCUGCAUCAGAUCGUGGGUAGGGAGGCCACCGCUGCCUGUCACGCAUGUGGUGAGCCAGCGCUGCGCACUGGUGGCCGUAAUAGGCGAAGAUCUGUCGUUGCCGAGCGUGGUCUCUCGCUGCCGAGCAUGCUGCUCGGCAGCGAGAGGAGCAGGUGCUGGUCGGCCGUAACCUCCUUCUGCGAGGAGGUCAUGGCGCUAAAGGAGGCUGCGGAGUGA
Molecule: messenger RNA, 363 nt
Organism: Melitaea cinxia (Glanville fritillary)
Lineage: Eukaryota; Metazoa; Arthropoda; Insecta; Lepidoptera; Nymphalidae
Exons: 1
Coding region: 1-363 (120 amino acids)
Source: RefSeq, a predicted model, not a curated record